Molecule: messenger RNA, 1062 nt
Organism: Penicillium subrubescens
Lineage: Eukaryota; Fungi; Ascomycota; Eurotiomycetes; Eurotiales; Aspergillaceae
Product: GOLPH3/VPS74 family protein
Exons: 4
Coding region: 1-1062 (353 amino acids)
Biological process (GO): retrograde vesicle-mediated transport, Golgi to endoplasmic reticulum; Golgi organization; Golgi to plasma membrane protein transport
Cellular component (GO): Golgi cisterna; trans-Golgi network; cytosol
Molecular function (GO): phosphatidylinositol-4-phosphate binding
Source: RefSeq, a predicted model, not a curated record
AUGUCCUCUGGGGGCUUGACUCGCCGACGAGGCGGCGGUCGAGCCGCUGGCGCAGACGAGCAAGAUGACAGCCGCGUAUCAUCGCCUGUCUCGAGGAAUGGUUCCGCGAUGGACACUCGCGGUCCGGAGACUUCAUUCACCAGCGCGGAGAAUGGGCACAAGAUCGCAUUCGAUCCCCGCGACCUCAGCGAAACCGAAGAACGAAGCAAGCAACCGAAGCUUACCCUGAUGGAGGAGGUGUUGUUGCUGGGAUUGAAAGAUAAGCAGGGCUACCUGUCCUUCUGGAACGAGAACAUUUCAUAUGCCCUGCGAGGGUGUAUCGUUAUCGAACUUGCGCUCCGCGGCCGUAUCAGCAUGCAGAAGGAUUCGUCGCGGCGACGCUUUCCCCUGGCCGACCGCAUCAUCGAGGUCGUUGACGACACAUUGACCGGCGAAGUCUUGCUGGACGAGGCGCUGAAGAUGAUGAAGUCGAGCGAGAAGAUGAGUGUGAACUCUUGGAUUGACUUGAUGAGUGGUGAGACCUGGAACUUGAUGAAGAUUGGAUAUCAAUUGAAACAAGUGCGCGAACGAUUGGCCAAGGGCCUUGUGGAUAAGGGCAUUUUGCGAACCGAGAAACGCAACUUCCUUCUUUUCGACAUGGCGACGCACCCCGUGGCCGACGGCGGUGCCAAGGACGACCUUCACAAACGGGUGCGCAACAUCUGCACCAACCGCACAGUGAUCAUCCCCCCUAGCCCGUGGCUCCCCGAGGACGCCGAGUUCCGCUACCUUCGUACGGUGACGAUGGUGUGUGCUGCUUAUGCAGCCAACGUCCUGGAGAACGCGCUUGUGACUAUGAGCCAUGAGGCUCGCGAGAGAGCAUUUGCGCAGGUGGAUGAGCUUUUGGCCGAAUACUCGCAAUGGCCAUUCGCUCGCCGGACGGGUGGUUCGCAGGCGAUCGGAGCCAACCUGGCCCAGGCGAUCAACGAGGAGGUCAACCGAGGCAAUAAGGACCGCGAGCUCCAGUUGGAGAUUGUUGCGGCGUGCCUGAGCGUCUUCACCAGACUUGAUUCCUUACUCUGA